Molecule: messenger RNA, 1405 nt
Organism: Chenopodium quinoa (quinoa)
Lineage: Eukaryota; Viridiplantae; Streptophyta; Magnoliopsida; Caryophyllales; Amaranthaceae
Product: dirigent protein 8-like
Exons: 1
Coding region: 557-1111 (184 amino acids)
Source: RefSeq, a predicted model, not a curated record
GCAAUCUUAGUGUUUACUUUUCAUUGCGUGCGAAAAUCUUGUUACUCUUGAUAUUUACAUGGGCAACUGAAUAGAGAUACAUCACCUUAAAGCCGUUCUAUAGUUGGGAUCAUUUUGUAAAAGACAUCUUCAUAGCUGAACUUAUUUGGGAUGGAUAACUCAUAAUCUCAAAGUAAGGAUUUAUUUCAGAAAACUGGCCAAGAUAGGGAUUUUAAGACGAUUUUUCUUAUAUAUAAACAAAUCACGGGUAUUUGCUUGAUCAUACCUGCUUGCUUAACUUGGUUACUUGUACCGCGUGUUGUCUACAAAUCUACCUUAUCGUUCUUGUUUAAGACAAAAAAAGUUGAGAAUUCUGAAGGACCAAUAAUGGAUUAGGUACCCUCAAACAUACUACUGAUAAAAUAUUAUGCAAAAGAAAUGCUUUGUGAUAUUAACUGUGGAUUAGGUGGCCAAAUUUGUACUUGAGGAGCAAGUAUACUUGAAAGAAAAUUCAAUCAUUGAUGGCCCUUAAGAAGUAUGCAGAAUUAAAUCCUGAAGAAGUUUAUUUGAUGGCAUAAUGUUAGCUAAGAUCAUAUUCUGCUCUGCUGUUUCUCUGGCCACAAUGGCAGUUCUGCUAUUAGCGCUGCUUUCACCAGUUCCUUACAAAGACCAUGAGAGUGAUUUACAGAAGCCAUUGGUUGCGUUGUCUUUGUACAUCCAGCAACCAACAACUUUGAAUCGUAACAUGCACCGUGAUGUCGAGCCUUCUACAGGGGUGUUGACCUUCCAUCGGAUGCUCACGGAGGGACCUGAAAGCACGUCGCCAAUUGUAGGAAAAGCACAAGGUUUUAUCAUACCUGUGGAGCAUUUCGCUCAUUCAGCCUUCAAUGUAAUAUAUCUGACAUUCAGCACACCUGAAUAUUCAGGGAGCUUGAGUAUUCAAGCUAAACAAUUGGAACAUAAGAAGAGAGAAGAGCUUAAGGUGGUUGGUGGUACAGGCUCUUUUGCCUUUGCUCGUGGCAUUGCUGUUUUCACAGAGGCCGAUCAGGAUACUUCUGGUGUUGAUGCUCCCAUUUAUCAAGUAGACUUACAGCUAACCUUUCCAAGUCAAUCGCAGUCUAUACAGGUAUGAAGGGUCUAUUGAUUAGAUAGGACAGAUUUUUCACUAUAAUUCUGGGAAUAUUAUAUUUAUGUCACGCCUAUCUUAGCAGAAAUUGUAUAAUAUUUGCCUUGUAAUUUUGUCACUAUCCAAUAAAAGGCUUUAAAUUUUGCUUUCUUUCCUUUUUAAAAAGCUAAUAUGCUAAGAGACUCCGCAGUUAAACGUGUUUAGUUGGGAAUAAUUUUAGGGUGAGUGACCUCCUAAAAGGUUGCUCAAAUGCGUAUGAGUAAGGACAAAAUGCGCUGAAAAAAACUUGCAUUAAUAUGU